AUGGACCAGAUUUUUAGAAGCUCUUCAACUCAAGAAGACGGUGAUAGCAAAAAGAGAUUUUAUAUUGCAAUAAGCGACGACGGGAGGGAGAUAGUCAAAUUCGACACAUACACUCAAGUUCUAGAAACAUGGCAAGCCUCUUAUUCUCGACGCAUCGGGAAGCAUCAAUUCGAACCAACAGGCUUCAAUUGCGUUGUCAAAAGUGAUUAUAUAUCUACUGCUGAAAGUCUAGCACUUGAGGUGCCAACAUGGAGUAUUGCUAUAUCUAAUGCAAUUAAUAGCGAUGGAUUCACUAUUGUUGCACUAUCUUUUUAUGUUACGGAUAAAGAGACUGAUAAGGAAGAGCGAGAAAAAGAAAAUCCAUAUAAAGAGAAUGAAGGUGAAGAUA
Messenger RNA from Paraglomus brasilianum, 388 nucleotides. NCBI's taxonomy places the organism in Eukaryota, Fungi, Glomeromycota, Glomeromycetes, Paraglomerales, Paraglomeraceae. The record is from the annotation of a GenBank genome assembly.